AUGUUUCUCAAGACAUAUGGUACAUCAAAACCAACAAGGUACACUUUCUCUGAAGUAAAGAAGAUAACAAGACGGUUCAAGGAUAAAGUAGGACAUGGUGGAUUUGGAAGUGUGUACAGAGGCAAACUACCAAAUGGACUUCCUGUGGCAGUCAAGAUGCUAGAGAACUCUACAGGAGAGGGACAAGAAUUUAUCAAUGAAAUUGCAACCAUCGGACUGAUCCACCAUGCAAACAUUGUCCGCCUCCUGGGAUUUUUCUCCGAAGGAACGAGGCGGGCUGUUAUUUAUGAGUACAUGCCUAAUGAGUCACUGGAGAAACACAUAUUCUCGCAUGACUCGAAUAUUACUCGACAACUCCUAGUGCCUGAAAAAAUGCUAGAGAUUGCUUUAGGUGUCGCCAGGGGGAUGGAGUACUUACAUCAAGGAUGCAACCAGCGCAUUCUCCACUAUGACAUCAAGCCACACAACAUCUUGCUGGACUACAACUUCAAUCCAAAUAUUUCAGACUUUGGCCUUGCAAAGCUGUGUGCGAGGGACCAAAGCAUUAUUACCUUAACUGCAGCAAGAGGCACAAUGGGCUACAUUGCACCAGAGCUAUAUUCUCCAAACUUUGGGGGAAUAUCCUACAAGUCAGAUGUGUACAGUUUCGGCAUGCUGGUGCUUGAAAUGGUGAGUGGAAGGAGGAAUUCAGACCCAAGUGUUGAGAGCCAGCACGAGGUAUAUCUUCCGGAGUGGAUCUACGAGAAAGUCACCACUGAAGAAGAAUUGGGGCUUACUUUGGAAACGACACAAGAAGAGAAAGAAAACAUAAGAAAGCUGACUAUUGUGGCACUGUGGUGUAUCCAGUGGAACCCGAAAAAUCGGCCGUCAAUGACGAAGGUGGUAAACAUGUUAACGGGGAGGUUGCAGAGUCUGCAGAUUCCCCCUAAGCCCUUUGUCUCCUCUGAAAAUCAUCCCAUGUCAUAA
This is a messenger RNA of Triticum turgidum subsp. durum (durum wheat), 966 nucleotides long. The record is from the annotation of a GenBank genome assembly. Lineage: Eukaryota; Viridiplantae; Streptophyta; Magnoliopsida; Poales; Poaceae.